Bombina bombina (fire-bellied toad) is the source of this 6864-nucleotide messenger RNA. RefSeq lists its product as uncharacterized. Gene Ontology annotation, biological process: regulation of transcription by RNA polymerase II. The transcript has 8 exons. NCBI's taxonomy places the organism in Eukaryota, Metazoa, Chordata, Amphibia, Anura, Bombinatoridae. The record is from RefSeq and is a predicted model, not a curated record. Gene Ontology annotation, molecular function: RNA polymerase II cis-regulatory region sequence-specific DNA binding; DNA-binding transcription factor activity.
ACUUGAAUAGUUCAUAUCCAUCCUUCACUACAGGAAGCAUCAGAAUGAUAUCGCAAACUCCAAAAGUCUUAGACACCAAUGACUAUUCACAAAGAUUGGGAAUAUCACAGCAGAUAUUUAAAGAAGAUGGUGAAUUGGCAGGAACUGGUCAGCAAUCAAUAUGUACAGAGAGUAAUUUAGUCAUCAAACAAGAGGACAACAUUUCUGAUUUAUCUAGUGAAAUGAUUAUCCCAGAGGAUAAACCACACACAUUUACUGAGUUUUCAAAACAUAUUAAAGAAGGGAAAAGUCUACAGUCUAGCCAGAUGAUUCAUACAAAGGAGAAACAUUUCAAAUCUACAGAAUGUGAAAAAAGCUUUAGAUGGAAGUCUCAUCUACUAGAACACCACAAAAUUCACACAGGUGAGAAACAACACACAUGUACUGAGUGCGUCAAAUGUUUUACACAAAUGGAUCAUCUGAAAAGUCAUGACAGGAUUCACAAAGGAGAAAAACCCUUCACAUGUACAGAGUGUGGAAAAAUAUUUACACAAAUUAUUAAUCUGAAAACUCAUGAAAUGAUUCACACACGAGAAAAGCCUUUCACAUGUACAGAGUGUGGAAAAAGUUUUACACAAAAGAGUCAUCUGAAAACUCAUGAAAGGAGUCACACAGGAGAAAAACCCUUCACAUGUACAGAGUGUGGAAAAAGAUUUACACAAAUUAUUAAUCUGAAAACUCAUGAAAUGAUUCACACACGAGAAAAGCCUUUCACAUGUACAGAGUGUGGAAAAAGUUUUACACAAAAGAGUCAUCUGAAAACUCAUGAAAGGAGUCACACAGGAGAAAAACCCUUCACAUGUACAGAGUGUGGAAAAAGAUUUACACGAAUUAUUAAUCUGAAAACUCAUGAAAUGAUUCACACACAAGAAAAACCUUUCACAUGUACAGAGUGUGGAAAAAGUUUUACACAAAAGAGUGAUCUGAAAAAGCAUGAAAGGAGUCACACAGGGGAAAAGCUGUUUACAUGUGCAGAGUGUGGAAAACGUUUUACAGAAAAGAGUAAUCUGAAAACUCAUGAAAGGAUUCACACAGGAGAAAAGCCUUUCACAUGUAAAGAAUGCGGCAAAUGUUUUACACUAAUGGAUCAUCUGAAAACUCAUGAAAGGAGUCACACAGGAGAAAAGCCUUUCACAUGUACAGAGUGUGGAAAAAGUUUUACGGAAAAUAGUAAUCUGAAAACUCAUGAAAUGAUUCACACAGGGGAAAAGCCUUUCACAUGUACAGAGUGUGGAAAAAGCUUUACACAAAAGAGUACUCUGAAAACUCAUGAAAGGAGCCACACAGGAGAAAAGCCCUUCGCAUGUACAGAGUGUGGGAAAAGAUUUACACAAAUUAUUAAUCUGAAAACUCAUUAAAUGAUUCACACACGAGAAAAACCUUUCACAUGUACAGAGUGUGGAAAAAGUUUUAAACAAAAGAGUGAUCUGAAAAAGCAUGAAAGGAGUCACACAGGGGAAACGCUGUUCACAUGUACAGAGUGUGGAAAACGUUUUACAGAAAAGAGUAAUCUGAAAACUCAUGAAAGGAUUCACACAGGAGAAAAGCCUUUCACAUGUACAGAGUGUGGAAAAAGCUUUACAAACAAGAGUAAUCUGAAAAGUCAUGAACGGUUUCACACAAGAGAAAAGCCUUUCACAUGUACAGAGUGUGGAAAAUGUUUUGCAGAAAAGAGUAGUCUGAAAACUCAUGAAAGGAUUCACACAGGAGAAAAACCUUUCCCAUGUACAGAGUGUGGAAAAAGUUUUACACAAAAGAGUACUCUGAAAUAUCAUGAACGGUUUCACACAAGAGAAAAGCCUUUCACGUGUACAGAGUGUGGAAAAAGUUUUACAGAAAAGAGUACUCUGAGAAAACAUGAGAGAAUUCACACAGGGGAAAAAAAAAGGCGGGAGGGGUCAAGAAACCUGUCCAACGGGUGGGUCUGCGCCAUAUUGAAGUCGCCCCCCACUAUCACUGGGGAGUCCGAGUGUUGGGCAAUGAGUGACUGCAGGGAUGACCAGAAAACUGAUCAGAGUGAUUUGGGCCAUAGACAUAACAUAGUUGAAAAAGGAAACCUCACAAGUAUUAAACAAUGUGAAACUGAGUUACUGAUUUCUGAGAGUACACAGAUGCAUAUAUUGAUACAUAAUAAAGAAGAAAAUUGGCUUGAUACUCUAAAGAAACAAAUUGAUGAUUACGAGAAGGAACUAGUAAGCUUCAAGGAGCGUAAAUGUCAAGCAGUGAUUGCUGACUACAGGGAAAAGCGAGUUUACAAAUGGACACUGGGGCCAGAGGAUAGGAGGACUAUGAGACCUCACAGAAAAAGAGCCUAUAAACCCUGCAACCUCACUACUGUGUAUAGCUCAGACCAGAGCUCAGACAGUGAGGUACAGCAAUCUGCAGUGACCGCACAACCAACUAACUAUGGAAUGGUAACUCACUCAAAAAACGAGUUUAAUAGGACUUUGAAAUUGAAAGAAUUCUUCAAAGAUUCCAGCAUGGAACAUCAUAAGUUCAAGGCUAAAAGUACUUUUGACCCUAAAAGUACAAAUGCAAGCAUUAAGACCUUUUCCAGAAUGCUGACUGAACAAAUCUUUAAUUCUUGCAAUAAUCAUAAAGCAGAAGUCAAGAAGAAUCUAACAGCACCUGAAUGGCAAGCACUUGACACACUGAAGAAAAACCCAAAUAUAGUCAUCCGUGAGGCGGAUAAGGGUGGUGCCCUAGUUCUGAUGAAUUACAAAGAUUACCAGCAAGAAAUCUUGGGACAAUUAUCAGAGUCCAUGACCUAUAAGAGACUACAGGGUGACCCCAUGAAAGUGUUCAAGGAGCGUAUUGAUGGCUAUAUCACAACUAUUAUAGAAAUGGGAUAUAUCAGUGCAGCAAAUAAGGCCUUUCUUAUAGUAGACCAUACGGUCAUUCCUAUUAUCUAUACCCUGCCGAAAAAACAUAAGGAUCCAGAACAUCCUCUGGGAAGACCGAUCAUCUCUGCCAGAGGCUCACUAUUACAAACAGUGGCCAGUUUUGUUGAUAGUUUUCUUCAACCUUUGUUUGAUCCCAGUGGGAUGCCGCCACUGACCGUUUGCGCAUGCGCAGUUGCGCCAGUGGGACGCCAAUGUGCAUUCCAGCUGAGGAUCAUCACUGCAUGGUGGGGUAUAAGUAUGGGGGGUUCCUCAGAAAACUCUCAAAGAACCAGAAAGAGGAUCUAUGAAGAGAAAGAACCCAAACUCAGAAGAUUUCCAAACUCCUACAGACAAAAGAAGACCCACAGGGGCAAGAGAGGAGGAAGAAGAAUAAGAAGAAAAAAGGAGUUACUAUCUCCCCUCCCAUCAAAUGCCAAGGUUACCACUACAGGCAUUUUUAACUUAAGCUCAAAGGAACUCACAGAAAAAGAAUCAUCUGUGUUAAGUUAUGGAUUGUCAUUCGCCCCAUCAAAGGGUUUGAACAAAUUUAACACCUUCAUAAAUGCCAAAGAACUAGUCAGGAAACUGACUCUUAAAAGACAUUUCAUGAAAAUGCCACUGGAAACACAAUCCACUCGACACGAAAAGAUUUACUCAGACACUCAAACCACUAAUGGAAAUACCUACCUCCAUACGGAUUUAAGACCGAGAUCGACUUUUUACCCAUUGGCAAGUAAGGGUAAUGCCAUAGACACAUUUGAUACCUUGAUCUGUAAUGAGAUCAGGGACAUCAACCACAAGAAACUGAUCAGACAUAAACAUAAUCUAUCUAAGGAACAAAUGAACACCAUAAAGACCCUCGAAAAUAACCAUGACGUGGUUAUUAAACCAGCUGAUAAAGGCGGGGGCAUCGUGGUUUUGAACAAAAUAGAUUAUGACCACGAGUGUAACAGAAUCUUAUCGGACCAACAGACAUAUGAAACAUUAAGGAAAAAUCCAGUUGAAGUUUAUAAAAAAGAAUUAGAAGAAAUGUACAUUGACGAUAUUAUUAUGAUUUGGAAGGGAUCUAGAGAAGACUUGGAACACACCUUGGAAGUCAUGAAUGACAACACUUGCAACCUUAAAUUUACACACGAGAUGAGCAAUAAAACAAUUAACUAUUUGGAUUUAAAAAUUGAGAUUAUCGAAGGGGAAUUGGAGACGUCCACUUUCUUUAAGAAAGUGGACUGCAAUAAUUACAUACACAUGGAAAGCUGUCAUCUUAACCGAUGGAAGAUGAAUAUACCAAAAGGCCAAUUCCAAAGACUGAAGAAAAACUGUUCCAAUCCCAAUAAGUGGGAAGAACAAGCCGCUACUCUCAAAGAAAAAUUCUUAGAAAGAGGUUAUGAAGAAGAGUCCCUAACUCAAACCAUGGAAGAGGUCAGGAAGAAAGACCGGAAAGAUCUCCUGGUAUAUAAACCGAAAAAAACUAUCCACUAUUCUGACGAUAACAUACUCACUAUUCCGUUUAUUACCGAGUAUAGUGAAAACAGACACAUUGUGGAGAAAAUUAUAGAGAAGCACUGGGCACUUUUAAGGAAUGAUGAAAUCAUAGGGGAUAAACUGUCAAGUCGACCUGUCUUCAUAUACAGGAAAACAGACAAUCUUAAAAAUAGACUAUCCCCAAGUAUACCUAAAAGAACACCAAAUAAAACAAGGGAUGUAUUCGGCAAGGAAAUUAAAGGUUUUUUCCCAUGUCUGGGCUGUAAAGCCUGUAAAAGAGGCAUAAAAACCAAAGAAUUUACCUCGUACAAUUCAGGAGUCAAAUAUAAGAUUAAUGACCUCAUAAGAUGCAGUGAUAGAGGAGUUGUCUAUUUGAUAUGGUCAACAUUUGAGUUAUCUAGUGAAAUUAUUAUCCCAGAGGAUAAACCACACACAUUUACCGAGUUUUCAAAACAUAUUAAAGAAGGGAAAAGUCUACAGUCUAGCCAAAUGAUUCAUACAAAGGAGAGACCUUUUCAAUGUACAGAGUGUGAGAAAAACUUUAAAUGGAAGUAUCAUCUACUGGAACACUACAGAAUUCACACCGGUGAGAAACCACACACAUGUACUGAGUGCGGCAAAUGUUUUACACAAAUGAAUCAUCUGAAAACUCAUGAAAGGAGUCACACAGGAGAAAAGUCAUUCAUAUGUACAGAGUGUGGAAAAAGUUUUAUACAAAUGAGUAGUCUGAAAUAUCAUGAAAGGAUUCACACAGGAGAAAAGCUUUUCACAUGUACAGAGUGUGGAAAAAGUUUUACACGAUUGGCAAAUCUGAAAACUCAUGAAAGGAUUCACACAGGAGAAAAGUCAUUCACAUGUACAGAGUGUGGAAAAGGUUUUGCAGAAGAGAGUAAUCUGAAAACUCAUGAAAGGAUUCACACAGGAGAAAAGACUUUCACAUGUUCAGAGUGUGGAAAAAGUUUUACAGAAGAGAGUAAUCUGAAAACUCAUGAAAGGAUUCACACAGGAGAAAAGACUUUCACAUGUUCAGAGUGUGGAAAAAGUUUUACAGAAAAGAGUCAUCUGAAAAAACAUGAAAGGAUUCACACAGGAGUAAAGCCGUUCACAUGUACAGAGUGUGGAAAAAGUUUUACAGAAAAGAGUAAUCUGAAAAUUCAUGAAAGAAUUCACACAGGGGAAAAGUUUUUCACAUGUACAGAGUGUGGAAAAAGUUUUACAGAAAAGAGUUAUCUGAAAAAGCAUGAAAGGAUUCACACAGGAGAAAAGCCUUUCACAUGUACAGAGUGUGGAAAAAGUUUUACAGAAAAGAGUCAUCUGAAAAGGCAUGAAAGGAUUCACACAGGAGUAAAGCCGUUCACAUGUACAGAGUGUGGAAAAAGUUUUACACGAAUGGGUAAUCUAAAAUCUCAUGAAAGGAUUCACACUGGAGAAAAGCCUUUCACAUGUACAGAGUGUGGAAAAAGUUUUACAGAAAAGAGUACUCUGAAAACUCAUGAAAGGAUUCACACAGGAGAAAAGCCUUUCACAUGUUCAGAGUGUGGAAAAAGUUUUACACAAAAUUGUGAUCUGAAAAAACAUAAAAGGAUUCACAAGGGAAGAAACCUUUCAUAUGUUUAGAAAGUGAAAAUAAGGUUUAUUAUUGAAAUCAGGUAUCACAAAACACCAAAUAGUUACACACAAACAUUAUAUACACAGUGUACAAACCUUUUUACAAUUAUCGUAAAGAGGACAAACUCUCUAAAUGGAAGCAUCAAAAUGGAUGUUAUUGUAAAUAAUACUUUCUAAAUCCCAGUUAUAAAAGCCUCAGAUUGGAAGUGCUUUCCUGCUGUCCUUUGUUCCUAUAUAUAUGUGCACCUCCGUUUCUCUCAUAUAAAUGUGAUAGAAUCCAAACACCACACAGGAAUAUACAGAUCUGUCCUCAUACUGACCAUUUCACACAACCAUUCACACCCACAGCACCCCCAGUGUUGUUUAUUAAUAUGCCAGUGUUAGGAGUUGUACGUUUGAUUUACAUAGAGGAGAAAAUAAUUACAUUUACAGAAUUAAGGAGUCUUUAUAUGAAUAGAGUGUUAGAGAAUUAUAUAAACAAUAACAUCAGUCUCAAAUGAUUGACAUCUGGGAGAUAUAUUUAAUGUGUACAUCAUGUGGAUAAACCUUUUCUUAUAGCAAUAGAUGCUUAGCAUUGUACAUGUUAUAUACCAGAGGAAUUACUUAAGGGAUACUGAUUUUAUUUCAUGAGACACAAUAUCAGUAACCGGUGCAUACGUGAUCAUAAUCAGUUUAAUUUAAUUGGCUACUAUAACUAAAGGGGAACAUUAUAUAUCUGAUAAAUCCCUUUGUAUCAACAGCACAAGUGUUAGGUAUAUUUAUACCAUUGUGUGCAUAUAUCAUGUAAUGCUGCUUUUUACUAUAUAAUGAGAUACAAUGUUUUUUCAUGCAAAUAAAAAGUGAUUGUAAUCUA